Messenger RNA from Ixodes scapularis (black-legged tick), 279 nucleotides. Its product is annotated as evasin P1104-like. NCBI's taxonomy places the organism in Eukaryota, Metazoa, Arthropoda, Arachnida, Ixodida, Ixodidae. The transcript is spliced from 3 exons. The record is from RefSeq and is a predicted model, not a curated record. Bases 1 to 279 code for a protein of 92 amino acids.
AUGGCGGCUAACGUGUUUACCAGUCUUCAACUGGCCGGCUUUAUCGCCCUUGUAUUUAUUGUCAACCUGCAUUCAGUUUCUGCUGAAUCCAAAGAACCAAGUGCCUCUCAAAGCCCUGGGAAGUCAUUUAAGGUCGAAUUUUGCGAGACAAACUGUACAGACAACAACGGAGAGUGGAGCGGGUGCACCGGUAACUGCAUCUGUAUACAUGUUGGGGACAGCAAUGAAGGUCGCUGCAUGGAUCUAGGCGACACUGUCAUCGGCAAGCCAGUAGCUUAG